UAGUGGAAAAGCGACGCGAAGAGUUUUUUUCCCAGUGCCUCUGAGUUCCUGUGUGGAGGAAGAUACGUUUAACGGAUUAAGUUUAAAGUUAAAUGUCGGUUACAGAACGUACACGGACGACCGUUGGUGAUUACACAAGUCACCUCAGCUGCUGUUUAUACCGAGAAUGUUUCUUCAGAUUUUGUCUUCGGACUGUCAUAUGGUGUAAUAGCUCCAAAACCACUUUGGGUGAUCCUGCUAAGGAACAAGAAGGAAAUAAGUCCCAAAAGAAGAUUAAGAUAUUUUCAGAAAAGUAAAAACAAGGUGGACUACUACAAUAAAAGAUGAGAUCACUCAAGAAACCGAAAGGACGCUCUAACCUGUCCACACGGGCAAAGAGUGUGAGGAAAAGAGGAGAUAAGCAUGACAGACAAUCACAAACUACACCUGCUGCAGUGUCACCCCAGAAAAAUAUUACAUCCAAGUUGGACAGCUCUGAAGGGAAGACAGUCAAAAGGAGCAAUACUCCAAACAAGGAAGGGCUAAAAGGGCAGAUAAAAGGACUAUCUGUGGAAGUAGAUCAAGCUGAGCAAAUAGUAGUGAGGGUCAAUAAAAUGACCGCUUCUGAAAACACUAGCUUAAAAACGCAGAAUAUUACCAUGACAAACAGUAUAACCAACAACCCACUGAGCACUAACAUACCAGCCAACAGCUCAAACAAAAGCAUCACCAAUCAUAGUCCCAUCACACUGUCUAGUAGGAAAACAGCUACCUUCAAAGCCAGAGUGCCCAAGAAAAAGUAUAUGUAUGAACACGGAACUGUCAGCACCUCUCCAGUCAGUCCUCCUGUACCUCCACUUGCUCUUAAUAGCAAUCACCUCAGUAAAAUCUGUAACCCCAUUAAUCCUAAUAGCCACCUUGUAGCCAAUAAUGUUGUAACAGAUGCAGACAAUAUUAUGUCUGCCAACAUAAAUAGCAACGUUUUAGCAGACAAUAAAACAACCACAGAAGCCUCAACACUCAAUUGUCUGGAUAGGGGAGAAGUUGUCAAAGAUGAACUUCCAUGUAUGAGAAAAGACACAGUUGAGCAAGUGAAAACCGAUGAAUUUGGAGAUGCUGCCCCAAACUCAGCUUGCUCAUCAUCGACUGAAACAGCCAGUGAGAACUUUCCAGAUCUGGAGGUGGUGGAGCCUUUUAAUGUGCAUCAAAGUUUAGGAACUACCUUAAACAGACCAAAAAGCCCACUAACCAGAGCACUAUCCCUGCCUCCAAACCUUACCCAAAACAACCAUAAACUUGAGCAGGAAAGCUUUUUAGAAAUAGCUGAGGCACUGGUUAAAGGCCUUAAGAAUCAAAGAGUGCUAGCACGUCAUCAGAGAACAAAGGAUAAUAUAGAAGGAGAAGAUCCAAUAAAAGAAUGUGUCUUCAUACGUGGUGUGGUGCGUGGGGCUACUAAAGAGCAGCUCAAUGUAGAAUUGCAGAUUAAUGGGGAGGAGAUGCAACUUUUGCUCCCGUUUCAUACAUUGGUAAAUCACCCAGACAAAACUACUGACCUCAUUUUAGAUGCCCCUCCACCAGGCAACGAUCCAGUGGAAGUCGGGACACGUGUUUGUGUGCCUUAUGGAGAAGAUAAAGGGAAGGAAUGGUAUAGGGAAGGUGUAGUGUCACAGAUGGACUCGCAUCCAGCUGUUGCUUGCCCUUACAGAGUGCUACUACAUGAAGAGAAAAAUCACAAGGAUGCAGGGAACAAACGAGAUGAGGGGCAACAAAGAACUGGUGUUCAGGCUGUGUGGGUAUCACGACAGAACCUGCGCCUUCUUGUCCCACCAUGGGAAGGAGACGUGCAAGAGAGAGAAGAAAGAGAGAGAAGGGAAGAUGUGGAUGUAGAAAGAGAGAUGUGUCAACUUAGUAGGGGAAUGACUAUAGGAGGUAUAAAGCCACCACAGAAGACUACUGAUAUUGGUGGUCAACAGUAUGAGGGCACACCCACUUCUUCAUCUGCAUCCUCGCCAGCAAUUAUGAUGUCAAACAGUGCACUAAUCAUAGUAACUGGAAGAGACAGUCAAGUGUCUAAGGACACAGAUAGAGACAGAGCAAGAGAAAGAGAGAGAGAAAGAAAGCAGCUACAGACUCCAGAGGUUGACUUGGAAGUUUUAAGGCUUAACCUGGCACCUCUUCAAGAUGCAGUAGGUACUUUGGUUUCUGGAGUACCCAAAACAGUUAGACACAGCCACCACAGACAAAUCAUUUCAAAGCCUUCUGGAUAUUCAAGUCCCAUUUCAGUUGUCCGAGGUCUUGCUGGCACUUCCUUGGGAACCCACCUGACUGGUCCUCUAUCAGGCAGCCCACAGCCCCCGGCUUCUUCAGCUUUUGUUGGAACUGAUGGACUUCAUUUGCAGACCCACCCUUCAACUGUGCCUCCCUCACCUAGCUCAAAAGGUUUGCUUACAAUCUUGGAUAAAAGCUCCACUGCUUCACAGAAUUCUGCUCCUAUCCCAGGGAGUUCUGCUUCCUCCUCAGCUUCCUCCUCUCGAUCACGAACUCCACUUUCUGCAGCUCAGCAAAUAUAUAAGAAAGGUGACGUGGUGUGCACACCCAAUGGUAUACGCAAGAAAUUUAAUGGAAAGCAGUGGCGUCGUUUGUGUUCGAAGGAUAGCUGCAUGAAAGAGUCACAACGUAGGGGCUACUGCUCUCGACAUCUCUCAAUGCGCACUAAAGAGAUUGAAGGAUCAGUAGGAGAGAGAGAGCUAAAGAGAGGUGGAGGGAGCAGUUCAGGUACUGCAACCCCUUCAGACUUGCGGGGCAGGACUAGCAGUGAGUUUGACUGGGAGGAGACAUCACGGGACAGUAGUGAAACCAGCAGUCGGGGAACUGACUCACGACCACGUCUUGUUCUUCCAUCACUUCUGCCACAGGAUUUUUCACGUUUUGACUUUGAUGAAUGUGAGGCUGCUACUAUGCUCGUGUCUUUGGGGAGCUCACGUUCAGGGACACCUUCAUUUUCUCCUAUAUCAAACCAGUCACCUUUCUCUCCAGCUCCCUCUCCCGCCCCUUCUCCACUUUUUGGUUUCCGUCCUGCCAACUUCAGCCCUAUUACAACUUUAACAGUCUUACCUCCUCGUCGCCACCGACAAACAAGUGGUACUUGCAGCUCCAAGCUUAGUACCUUAAUGGCAGAGAAAGAUAGGGAAAAACUUGCACCUGGCAUUGUACCAUCUUUCCAAACCAGCUUAACGUUUACUGUACCUGUAAGUCCUAACAAACAUAAAUCAGAUACCUCACAACCCACAGCUCUUGUUAUGCAGGAUUGCACUAAACUUGAAGUGGACAACAACACAGGAGAUCUCUCCUUAGGAACUUCCUUUCAUGUACUUUCUUCUCAGACAACCACUUUUUCUCACUGCAAAAGGCCCACCUCAUCCACAGCUUCUUCACUACCACCUUCUCCUUUAACCUUAGAAUCAGGGUCACAACGUACACUCUCUCAACAGAUACUGCAUGACUCUCCUGUAAUUGUACGAAAUCCUGAGGUUCCUCUAGCAAAAUUUGCUGAUUGUCCCCUGGUAAAGGUUGCAGAUAAGGAGGGAACAAACUCUAAGCAUGACAACUUGACUGGCGUUCUCCCUGGUGUAGGGUUACAGAUGCCUGUUCCAAUUAACGCUGCAGCAUCUAAUAAUGGGGCAGUAUUAUUACAUAGCCCUUCAACAACUUUGGUUCUGGUGUCUUCCAUCUCUUCCCUUCCAAACCCCAACCCUACAAGUCUCACCACUCAAUCCAGCCCUGCCAUAUCCUGCAUAUCGGUGCCAAGUCCUGCUCCUGAGUCUGCUUCCUUUGGAUCAGGAGAACGAGAUCAUGGAAAGGGAGGAAUAACAAAAUUACAGCAACCAGUUCCAUGUCAUCCUGCCCCAACGGCUUUAUUGCCACUUUUACUUCCUGCAGAGACAUUACACCCAGUACCCUGCAAGGACAUAAUUAUGGGACGUCCAGGAACCGUGUGGACUAAUGUGGAGCCUCGCUCGGUUCCAGUGUUUCCUUGGCAUUCGUUGGUGCCAUUUCUGGCACCUACCCAAUCAGAUCCAUCGACACAGCCUGGUGAGGGCCAGCAGCCUGUCAAUCAUUCUCAAGCUGGCACUCUUAAGAAAGAGUCCCAGGGUGGACCGGUGGUGAAGGAGGUCGUCGAGGGAGCAUCAAACCUUGCUUUGCGACCUGUUCCCUCUAUCGAUGAUCUUCCCCCAGAGAGAGAAAGAGAGCGGGAGACAGAGAAAGAGAGACCAGACAGUGAAACGGAGAGCGAUGUUGAUGAUCCGUUUUUACCAGGUGUCCUCCCAGACCCACCAGUCUCAGCAUCUCCCGGGAAACGCCGUUCUCAGUCUCUGAGCGCACUGCCUAAAGAUGACAAGAACAGCCCUGGCAAGCGGGAGAAGGAUCACAUCCGGAGGCCCAUGAAUGCCUUCAUGAUCUUCAGCAAGCGCCACCGUGCUCUCGUUCACCAGCGGCACCCUAAUCAGGACAACCGCACUGUUAGCAAGAUCCUGGGAGAGUGGUGGUACGCUUUGGGACCCAAAGAAAAACAGAAAUAUCACGACCUAGCUUUCCAGGUGAAGGAAGCACACUUUAAGGCACAUCCUGACUGGAAGUGGUGUAAUAAGGACAGGAAGAAGUCGAGCAGCGAGAGUCGGAACGCACCAGGUGGAAAAGAUGUCAGAGAGAGAAGCAUGUCGGAGACAACAGAGCCUCCGGCUGUUUCUGUGAGUUCGGAGCUUAAAGGGAUGGGGCCGGGUGUGGUAGGAGUAUCAGAGCGCGCUGGAGGGGAGAGGCUUGCACGCCCUCGUGCCUUCUCGCAGAGUGCUAUGCACAGCUUAGAGAGAAGUGAGAGGAGUAACCCUCAGGUGCUAGCAGAGCUUGCACAGAUAUGUGGAGAUGGGGGCCAGUUUUCAAGCCGUGGGGGAGCAGUGUCUCAUGUCCAGAGGGGUGUGAGUGAAGAUAUGACCAGUGAUGAGGAGCGCAUGGUGAUCUGUGAAGAGGAGGGGGAUGAUGAUGUCAUUGAGGACCCUUAUCCUGCCAGCUCCAUAGACUUGAAGUGUAAGGAGAAGGUGACAGACAGUGACAGUGAAAAUGGAUCUGGGGACGAAGGUGAACGCAAGAGAAUCUUUGCUCCUGUGAUCUGCUCGUCGGCGUCAGGGCCCGGUCACGGACGGAGCGUAUCUCUCUCCUCCUACCCUUCCUCCAAACACUCCUCAGACUCUUCCAUCAAGAGGAAGCGUGUGAUAGAGGGAGGAGAGGGAGAGCAACGGGACGGUGACUGUGGUGCGUCUGACUGUCUUUCCCUGUCUUCCUCUGGCCAGUCCAUUUCAGUCAGCACAUCUUCAGCUUUGGGAGCAGCGAGAGUAGCAUCUACUAUUGUCACUAACGUGGUACGUCCGGUCGUCAGUACACCAGUGACAAUCGCUAGCAAAUCAGGCCAAGACAGAAAAACCACCACUCCUCAGGCGCAGCUGCUUAUUGGAUCUGGGGUGGCAGGAAGUGGGGUAACUUUGGCACCAUCAGGAGGGGGUGGGCACCAUUCUUCUUCUUUGCAGAGUUCUGUAACUGCACCUGGACGUCAAGGGGGAUUAAGUCUAGUAUUGGGAGGUGCAUUCCAGGCACCAUCUGCAGUGCAGCUUAUCACACCCCCUCCUUCUCAAAAUCAAGCAACCCCUGCCACAGUAACUCCAACACAGAGUAAUGGCCCUGCACCUCUGCCACUGCUGCAGCCUCACAUCCUGCCUACAGCAUCACCUGCACCCUCUGCAGGCCAAAAAGCAGUCACACAAGUACAGUACAUCCUGCCCACUUUCUCUGCCAACAAUCCCAAGAGCCCCUCCCCUCAGCAGCCCAGCCAGGCAACCAGUAUCUUCACCCUGCCUACAGCUCCGCCUACACAUGCUUCAGGGGCAAAUGGGAAGCAGACUGGAUAUAGCCCUGGCCCUGCAGUAGGCAUGGUCAAUCCAGGAGCUAGAGUGCAAACACAGUCCCCAGUCUUACAGGGCAAGAUGCUUGUUCCCAUGGCAACUGUGCGGACCACUCCUGCCCCUUCUCAGCAGUUUCCCUUGAUGGCACCUCCUCUUCCUGUGCAGAAUGGAGCUCAGUCAGGAAACAAGAUCAUCCAGAUUGCCCCCAUGCCCGUUGUGCAGUCUUCGAUUCCUACAGCGGGGAGUUCAUUCCCUGUAACCAUGGCAGCAGCCACAGUUGUUGCCCCCCCAGGCUCUACCCCCUCACAAGCUGUGCUUCUGCCACCCCCACCCACAAGAAUCACUUAUGUCCAGUCCACUCCAGGAGCCCCCUCCCCUAUCCCGCUCGUAUCUACUGCGACAGGCUCCACCUCCCAAACGGCCUCCCCAGCACCUGGAUCUGCAUAUGUGCAGUCUCCUUUGGCCACCUUUGCAGCAAUUGCUCAUUCGGGACAGACUUUAGUGCAGCCACUUAUUUCCGGUCAACCUCCUUUGUUAGCACCACCCCAGUCUCCCAACCCAGCCAUUACAGCCAUCUACCCCUCUACCUCUGUCACCCUGGCGACAGGGGUGGUGUCUGCAGCAACGGUACCACCCGGUGUGGUUUAUACGGUCUCAAGCCCCUCCAUCCUUCCAAAACACACUUCCAGCACUUCUGUUACGCAUACAUCCCUGUCAGCCCCCGACAGGCCGGGUCACGGUUCUGCUCAUGCUGAGCUGGACAGACAGACAGAUAAACUGCCUGUCUCUCACACUGACAGACUGACUAAAGUUGGCAGCAGCUCAACGGCUCCACCGCCUGGUGCGCCGUUGUCUCUACAGCCUGCCAGUCCAGCUCAGCCACCACUUUCUGCUGCCAUUUCUAAACUUUCCCCGGGACCUGCUAGGCCUCCGCAGAAGGUCAAGGCCACGGUGGCAAACAUCCCAGUCGGCUGCUACGAUGGAGGAGGGAGAGGAAAAGAGAGAGAAAAAGACAGGGAGAAAGAGAAAGAGAGGGAACGUGGGAAGGAGAAAGAAAGCAGCAGCUGUUUCUCUUUUGAGGUGGAUAAAUCAGGAGAAGUGACUCCCGCUGCUAACACCUCACUAGAUGACAGCUCUUCAGAAGCAGAAGCCCAUAACCCCGGUGAAGCAGGUUCCACAAGCACACGCAGCAAAGAGGCCAAUGCUAAAGAGGCUGAAUGGAAAGACUCUACUUCCUCUUCUCCGUUAUCUCUGUCGGCGCCAGAGCCUCAGUCGGACAAAGAUACCCCUCUUCCUAAAAAGCUUAAGUCCCGCCCACCACCACUGAAGCGCCCGUUUGAUUCGGUUGACAAAGUCCUGUCAGAGGUCUUCUUUGAGGAACGAUUUGCUGAGCUGCCAGAGUUUCGUCCCGAGGAGGUGCUUCCCUCGCCGACCUUGCAGAGCCUGGCCACUUCUCCACGCGCCAUUCUGGGCAGCUACCGCAGAAAGAGGAAGAACUCCACCGGUGAGAGAGAUUUAGACUCCUCCACAGAUGACCCCAUCUCCCCAAAGAGAAAGAGCCGGCGUAGGUCUAGCUGCAGCUCAGAACCAAACACCCCUAAAAGCGCUGCCAAGUGUGAGGGUGAUAUAUUUACCUUUGACAGGCCAGGUACCGAUGGGGAGGACAUUUUGGGGGAACUGGAGUUCGAUAAGGUGCCAUACUCCUCUCUGAGAAGAACUCUGGAUCAGAGGAGAGCACUUGUCAUGCAGCUAUUCCAGGAACACGGUUUCUUCCCUUCGGCCCAAGCCACUGCUGCAUUCCAGGCACGAUAUUCGGAUAUCUUCCCAACCAAGGUGUGCUUGCAGUUGAAGAUCCGUGAGGUCCGCCAAAAGAUCAUGCAAACGGCUGCGCCUGCCGAAAGCAUAGGGACUUCUGACCCUGCCUCUUUACCCGGCCCUUCAGCCAUCGAGGGAGGAGGCGGGUCCGAGUCUGCAGAGGCGAUGCGAGACGAGGAGCAAAACAACUCUGAGGAGCCCAGGAACGCAGGCGAUUCACUGGACUCCACCAGAUGAGUGUAACGAACAAAAUGAAAGGAACGACUGAAAACCAGAUCCCUCCUCCUGCAUCUAUAGAAGACGCGUGCUCUGCUCAAUAGAGUGCCAGUGUGGAAUGGAUGUUCAGAGGUGGAGGUCCUAUCAUGAACUGGGGUUUUAAAACUGAAUUUGACAGUAUUUCAUGUAUUAAAAAGACUUUUAAUUACAAAAGACACAAACAUAGGUCACAUUUACAAACACACACACACACCACUUCUCGUUGUCUUAAAAUAUUCACACUUGAACUUAAUUUUACUGCGAAGGCUUCCUUUGGACUCUUGAGACUUGAAGAUUAUAGAAUUGUUCUGUAAGCAUCGAAAGCAACCCUGUUAUUAUACAGAGGCAGGACGUCAGAGGGCAUCAGAUUCCAUUAAAGACUAAAAUGAUAAAAAAAAAAAAACUAAAAAAAAAACGUGACACAUGGAAGUAACAGUCGGGCACAGAUGGUUUGUCAUAGGCUCAUGGUUUACUGCCAGUCAUUGGGAGGCCGGCCUCCACUGGCUGGGAUUUAGAGGAGAUGAAGACAUAAUGGACACUUAUAUUUUGAUAUUUACUUAACCCUAUUUUCCUUACAUUGUGUUUCACUUUUAAAAGGCUUUUUAUCUGCGAGCAUCGUCAAGGCACUGAAUAGCUUCUUCUAAGGACUAGCUUAACUUUCACAAGCUCCUCCUUCCUAUGAUUGGCUGUAGUAGAUACCAGUCACAGCCUAAGCUACAGACUGGCCAGCCAUGAAGGAAGACAUUAUUAGAAGGGAAGUCAGUGGGCACAUUAUGGCCAUUGAUUGGACAUGUUUUUUUUUUUUUUGGUUUUGUUUUUCUCCAUAUAUAUUGAGAAACCUAUUUAAUUUUUUUUUCUUUCCAAGCCAUUUUCUUCAGUAUGAGAUGAGGAAGAAAAGAAAAGAUGGUGAAAUACAUUAUUUAGAUAUUUACUAUGACAUACCUUUUUUUUUUUUUUAAAAAAAAAAAAAAGAAAAAGCAAACUUGACUUUUAAUUUAAAUCAUAAAUCUACAGGUCAAUAUGUUACUGCAUUUCUUAUUACUGUUCUUAUUAAUACUGUUCUUGUGGAUCUAAUCCGUAUAACCAAUAUACUGCACCUUUUUGCUUUCAAGGAUAUAAGUAAGAGAGGAGAGGAGCACAAAGAAACUCCACUCUUAUUUUGUCCUCCAACGUCGCACUUCAACUGCGACGUUCAUUUAACUUUUUCCUUUCGGUGAUCUUAUCUUGGUAAUCACAGACAUGUGAUGAAAUUUUUUUUCUCCUUCUUUUAAGAUCAUAAAUAUAUUACAUGCUCCUAUCUUGUCUAGGACAAAGCCCAGUCUUAUAGCUCUAAUUCAACCUUCUCCACUAACAUUCCUUCCUGUUCCUUCAUUCCUGGUUUUCCCCUCCUUCUGUCACUUUCCCGAUCUUUCUACAUUUCAGCCACUUUAGGUUGAGCUCAGAGAGAAAGGUGAAAGAAGAGGAGAUGGAGGCAGGAUGUCUGUGAUGAUUGUGCUGUGUGAGGCUUAUUCAUGUUGUACAUAGUUCUGGUGGAGUCUCAUGGCUCUAUACCAUAGUAAGGAGCAUCAUUAAACGUUUAUGCCAUUACAGGAACUGAAAUAGUAAAAAAAAUGAAUAUGAAUAUUAACAUUUUGCUAAUUAUGUGAAAAGAUUUAUACAAAUAAGCUCUACAUUUGUAUCUAUUUCUCUCAGUAUAUGAAUAAAUAGAUGUUCAAAUAAACAGCAA
Molecule: messenger RNA, 9726 nt
Organism: Tachysurus fulvidraco (yellow catfish)
Lineage: Eukaryota; Metazoa; Chordata; Actinopteri; Siluriformes; Bagridae
Gene: cicb
Product: capicua transcriptional repressor b
Exons: 21
Coding region: 324-7982 (2552 amino acids)
Biological process (GO): regulation of transcription by RNA polymerase II
Cellular component (GO): nucleus
Molecular function (GO): DNA-binding transcription factor activity, RNA polymerase II-specific; RNA polymerase II transcription regulatory region sequence-specific DNA binding
Source: RefSeq, a predicted model, not a curated record